AUGAUCAGAUUUUUCCUCAUCGGCUUGGCUCAGGCCUGUUUUCGGACAAAUUUGGACAAUCUUCCGAACCUUGAAACAUGCAGCCACGAGUUGAACUUCGAGAGAAAGACUUUGCCAAAAGUAAAUGUUACGAAAAUUGUCGGAGGAAUCAACGCUAAGAACAAUCAAUGGCCUUUUAUAACGAGAUUGACUGUUGAAACUGACGCAGGACAAGCUCUCUGUGGAGGGACUAUCAUCGACAAUAACUGGAUUUUGACCGCUGCUCAUUGCUGUGACGGGGCGAAUUCGAUCGAUGCUACUUUUGGCGAUCUUUCACAGAAUUCCGUCGAUUCUAGAGAAUUUACCCUUCGAUCGUCGAAAAUCAUCAAACAUCCAAGAUAUCGAGCUUCAAAUCUACGCUACGAUGUUUGCUUGGUAAAACUCUCCGGAGACAUCAUCGCUUCAGACCCCGAUGAAAGCGUCAAAAUCGCUUGCCUUACCGACCAUCUGCCUCAACAAGGAUCAGAUUGCUGGAUCGCCGGUUGGGGAAACACUCAGUCUUCUGGAACAGUCUCCAACAAGCUCAAACAAGCUCACGUUACAGUGAUGGAGAAAGAUUACUGCAUUGAAAAUUCGAACUAUGGAGCAAGCGAUCUCAAAUCGGAAAUGAUAUGCGCCGGAAAACUCGACAACAAUGACGAUGGCUUGACGGAUGGAGGCGUCGACUCUUGCCAGGGUGAUUCUGGCGGGCCACUGAUUUGCGCAAUAAACGGACGGGCGUCGCUUGUCGGAGUGGUUUCGUGGGGAAAUGGCUGCGCUUCGGAAGGAUUUCCCGGGGUGUAUUCUUCUGCUGCUUUCAAGGGAACCUACAAUUGGAUUCGAAGAACAGUUCGACCGACAGCGACAAACUCGGCUUACCGAUUUUUGGACUGGCUCAACCAACUCUUUUGA
Molecule: messenger RNA, 930 nt
Organism: Oikopleura dioica
Lineage: Eukaryota; Metazoa; Chordata; Appendicularia; Copelata; Oikopleuridae
Source: the annotation of a GenBank genome assembly